Rhinocladiella mackenziei CBS 650.93 is the source of this 816-nucleotide messenger RNA. RefSeq lists its product as uncharacterized. The transcript is spliced from 2 exons. The coding region runs from base 1 to 816 and encodes 271 amino acids. Lineage: Eukaryota; Fungi; Ascomycota; Eurotiomycetes; Chaetothyriales; Herpotrichiellaceae. The record is from RefSeq and is a predicted model, not a curated record.
AUGCCCUUGUUGGCCUUUGAACGUUGUUCCAUGCAUUUACAUGCCUCGUUGGAAGAUGUACAAGUCCUAGCAGAGAGAGAAGGCGCAGAAGAAGCCCGAAAAAUGUUCCAUUCGUUUCGGCGAUGGUCCACUCAGGCUGAGUCGCGUGAGCCGUUGUGGCAUGCUGGGCAAAUACUUGGUACGACGAAGAAAUUUGCGAUAGGCCACCUCCGAGAGUCACCAGCGGUUGGCCUCUAUCAUACCAGUCUAGUGUUCUGGGCCUAUGCGAUUAUCGCGGCGUGUAAUAGGAGGGUGUCCGGCUGCAUCGACCGCAGUCAGAACGCCACUCACAAUGGCAGAUUGGUCGCCACUGACCAGGGCCAGACGUUGAAAGUGCAACGCUUUCUCCAUGCUGGCAUUGGACAGGCCGCCAUUACGCCGAUCAGGAAAUUGGUGGAAGGGAUGACGGGGCGAAGUCUCAAUGACACAGAGGCGGACCUUGUGGCCCUUCGGUACGGUAACGCUGUGGUGCAGAACCUGGUGGUCGUUCUGCGGGCUCGAGCUGCUGGGAAUCUGGAGAAUUCUCCACCGCCGAUAGAGAAAUUGAUAGAGUGUUUUGUUCGUUGGGAGCUGCUGUUCGGAACAUGGCUUGUAUAUAGGAGUACCUUUCUCUCUUCCUCUUCGUUCAAUGCCAAUGGGACUAGUUUGAUUUCGCUGGCAGAUCACAAUGAGCUCUCGAUGUCUACGGGCUCUCAGGCCACGGUGCCUCCACUCGGAAUUCACGCCGACGUUGCGAAGGCUCGUCGUUGUGCAGAUGUCAAACUUCUUGAAUUGUAA